Messenger RNA from Pomacea canaliculata, 2536 nucleotides. RefSeq names its product metabotropic glutamate receptor 3-like. Gene Ontology annotation, biological process: G protein-coupled glutamate receptor signaling pathway; regulation of synaptic transmission, glutamatergic. The transcript is spliced from 7 exons. The record is from RefSeq and is a predicted model, not a curated record. Gene Ontology annotation, cellular component: membrane. NCBI's taxonomy places the organism in Eukaryota, Metazoa, Mollusca, Gastropoda, Architaenioglossa, Ampullariidae. The coding region runs from base 1 to 2475 and encodes 824 amino acids. Gene Ontology annotation, molecular function: group II metabotropic glutamate receptor activity.
AUGGUGUCGGACACACAGGCCCUGGAGUAUGCUGUGAGGCAGGUGAACCGCGAGGGGCUGCUGCCGUCCAACGUGACCCUAGGGUUCGCUGUGCUCAGUGACUGUGUCACGGACAACGCCGCGGUUGCACAAGCCCUCGCCUUCAUGCCGCAGGUGAACUGCCCAGACACGAGCCCAGCCAGCCAGGACGCUGUCGUGCCGUAUGACGUCAUCGCGGUGAUAGGCGCGAGUCACAGCACGCAGAGCAAGGCCGUGUCGCACGUGCUGGGCCCGGCCAAGGUGCCGCUCAUCAGCGUCUUCUCCACCAGCGACGAGCUCAGCGACAAAUCUCAGUUUCCCUUCUUCCUGAGGAUUGUCCCACCUGACAGGCUGACAGUUCUUGCCAUCUUUUCUCUCAUUCGUCUAUACGAGUGGAGCUACGUGUCCGUGGUUUACUUGGAAGGCAGUUACGGAGAGAAUGGUUACACACAACUCAGGAACCUGUUUGACAUACAUGAUCUGUGCUUCGCCGCCACGCACAAGGUUUCAAUCGCCAUCAGUGACAACGAGGCGGAUGUCAUCGCCCAGAGCCUGGUCAAGCACAAGAAGGCGCGGGUGGUCAUCAUGAUCACGGGUCCAAUCAACACGCGCAAAAUCCUGACGGCCACCGCGCGCCUGACGUCGCCGGGUACGUUCAUCUGGAUAGGUUCUGACAGCUGGUACACCGACAUCCCCACCAUGGCGUCCCUCGGGCGGCUGCUGUGGGGCAGCAUGUUUCUCAGCCCCUACAUGGCGUAUGUGAAGGCCUACGACGACUACUUUCAGCACCAAACGCUCGCUCGGUCUGACGAUCCCUGGCUGCGCGACUUCUGGGAGGAAUACUUCCGGUGCUCCCUCAGCAACGGGACCUGCCCAGAGAAUCUGACCAUCAGCGCGCACGGCGACGGAUACGUGGCACAAGCUUACACGGCGUACAUUGCCGACACCGUGCACAUGAUUGCCAACGCCACAGCCCGGGUGCUCCGCUCCACUCACUGUGCAGGUCGCACCGGCAGCCAAGCGCGUGCAUGCGUGACGGGGCCGCGGCUGCUGGAGGAGAUCAAGCUCACACAACAGGAGGGAUACACGGGGUGGCUUGAGCUGGACAACGACGGCGACCGUCUGGGGCGGUACGAGAUCCGACAGCUGCUGCCUGGGGAUGGUGGCGCCCUCACAGAGAUGUUGGUGGCCAGGUUUGAUGCACGGCUCGGCGAGUUUUCGCAUCUGCGCAACUUCAGCUGGGUGCACUUCCAGAUUGCAGAAGACGCCCAGAACCCGGAUAUUCCCGAGUCUCGCUGCAGCUGGCCGUGCAGCAUCGGGGAGGCUCGCAUACCGCAGGAGGUGACCUGCUGCUGGUUGUGCAGGCCGUGUCGCCCCAACGAGCAACUCGUUCUCAACGGCACCAUGUGUCAGACAUGUCCCACCUUCACCUGGCCUGACCCGGCCACCGGCUACAGCACGUGCUACGACAUCUCGCCAGACACGCCCACCUUCGCCAGCCUGAGGGGAGUGCUGCAGACGCUGGCGGCACUGGCGUGCUGCGCGCUUUGCCUCGCCGUCCUCGUCUUCUUCGUCCGUCACUGGAACUGCCGCAUCAUCAAGGCGUGCUCGCGCGAGCUGUCCCUCCUCAUGCUGCUGGCCAUCGGCCUGGGCUACGUCACCAUGGUCACGCUGCUGGCCCCUCCCAGCGAGGUGUCGUGUCGCAUCAACUACCUGCUCUUCUGCCUCAGCUUCGCCGUUAUCUACGGCUCGCUGCUCGUCCGCGCUCAGCGCAUUUAUCGCAUUUUUGACGCAGGUCAAAGGUCGACACAAAGACCUCGUCUGAUUGGUUCCAGCCACCAGCUGCUCCUCGCGGCAGGUCUUAUUCUGGUACAGGUGUUGAUCUGCAGUCUGAUAAUGAGUGAGUACGGCCCCUGGCACCGGCGUUUUAUGGCGGUUGCCAUGGAAGCGUACGUGGAGGUGAGUUGCGAGGUGCCGGCGGUGGGCCUGUACUCCUUCCUGGUGUACAACCUGCUGCAGGUGGCCGUCUGCUCGCUGCUGGCCUUCAAGACGCGGCGCCUGCCCGACAACUUCAACGAGUCUCGCUUCAUCUCCAUGUGCGUGUCCACCACGCUGGUCAUCUGGCUGGCCUUCGUGCCCGCUUACAUGGUGUCGGGCCGCGAGCACCUGCGGCUGCUGAUGCUGGCCCUGGCCCUGGCUCUCAACCACAGCGUGGCGCUCGUCUUUCUCUUCCUGCCCAAAGUCUACGCCGUCCUCUACCUGCAGGACGCCGCUGACGUCAGCACAGCCAAUACCCGGGUACCCAGAACGCGAGCCAGCCCAGGAACAGUCAGCGCCAUCCACCGGUGUAACGGAAAUAAUAUUGCCGGAAGUGACGUCUGUAGCGGAACCUUCGGCGGAAGUGUUGGGAACGUAUCCACAGGACCGAACUUUCUUCAAGUUGGUCCUGCGCCGUGAGAAUGAAUGUUUGUGAGGGCGAUCUGUAAACAUGAACACAACUCAUGAACGCGACAAUAAA